Penicillium taxi is the source of this 2751-nucleotide messenger RNA. RefSeq names its product putative MFS monosaccharide transporter. Gene Ontology annotation, biological process: transmembrane transport. The record is from RefSeq and is a predicted model, not a curated record. Lineage: Eukaryota; Fungi; Ascomycota; Eurotiomycetes; Eurotiales; Aspergillaceae. The coding region runs from base 1 to 2751 and encodes 916 amino acids. The transcript is spliced from 4 exons. Gene Ontology annotation, molecular function: transmembrane transporter activity.
AUGGAAAGUCGUCGUUCGGCCACUCUCGGUGUAUCAAUCACUUUAUUCGUCAUCGCUAGUAUCUUUGUCGCUCUGCGCUUCAUCUCACGUGUUUUUGUUGUGAGAAGAGUUGGACUACAAGAUUAUUUGAUGCUUCUUGCAUGGGGCGCCACCCGACUCAACUGGAAUUUACCCCGGCAUUUCUCAAUUACUCAAAUUGACUGGUCACAGGUCAUUGAUUUCGGUUUUUCAUUUUCGCUUUUCUUUGCGACCAAAUAUGGACUCGGACUUCACUCAUACGAUAUCCUGCCUGAAAACGCCAUUGCUCUCAGCAAGGCCAAUUAUGCCUUCACCGUUCUAUACAAUCCGGCUCUCAUGGCUGUCAAAACGUCAAUUCUCGUUUUCUAUCUGACCUUAACCCGAAAUCAGAAGUGCUUUCGAUGGGCCAACUAUGUCACGAUAGCAGUUGUGAACGUGGCGGGAUUCUCUUUGACAAUGAUCAAUGUCUUUCAAUGUCGACCAAUCUCAGCCUCGUUUCUCGCUAGUGCCCACCCUCACGCACAUUGCAUCGAUAUAUUGACGCUCUAUCUCUCCUCGUCCCCUGUCAACAUCGUCACUGAUUUGGCUAUCCUUUUCCUACCAAUGCCUCUCUUGACGGAAAUGCGCCUUCCCAGAAAACAGAAAAUUAUCCUGGUCGUCACUUUCAGUUUUGGGUUCUUUGUUGCUGUGGUUGACGUGAUUCGAAUCGCUUAUCUCCAAGACGCUUCCACUAAUCGCCAACUAGCCGUGAAGGACAUUCAUAUCCAAAGUCUUGGCGACUCAGACUUCAGCUGGUAUGCGUCGCUCUCCUUCAUGUGGUCGGUCGUCGAGGUCAAUGUCUCGAUAAUGUGCGGUUGUGUGCCGAGCCUCAAGCCACUCUUUGCUCGCCUGUUACCGCAAAUGAUCAAGGAUUCUGACGAUGUCUAUCGCACGAAUGUAACUCGAUAUUAUUCCGCGACACAGACCCAGGUUUUGCCUUCGCCAGCUUUGAUGCCAGACUCCGACGGGUCCACUCCAUCGAUGUUACCUGGGGACAGCGCCAGAAGCAAAGGAUCCCAAGCUAGAAAUAACGAUGCUCGACGUACUGAUAAUGAACUUAUUGACAUGUUUGAUUUCCUCGGCCGCCCAGGAACGAAUCCCAUAGAUACCGAGGCCAACACCCAUACCACUACAUCAUAUCCAACUGAUGUCCCCUUUUUCGAUUUUGUCAACAUGAAAACCCCAGACAGCAUGCUCAAGCUCAGCAACAGAGAGUCGAUCGCACCAAUUUCCCUCGCUACUCUUCUCUUCUUCCUCUUGGGAUUUGCAUAUGGCUUGCUGGACGUACUUAACCAGCAGUUUCAAAGCAUCGUUAAUCUUGACUCGUGGCACUCUAUGGGACUUCAUGGCGCAUACUUCGGUGGGUAUCUUCUUGGACCACUCCUAGUUGGUCGACCCGUACUAAAGGCCUGGGGGUUUAAAUACACCUUUAUCACCGGGCUAUGCUUCUAUGCUUGUGGAACACUGGUAUUCUGGCCAUCCGCUGUGCUCACCUCGAUGGUCGCAUUCACGGUGUCUAAUUUCCUCGUCGGUUUCGGGCUCGCCAUUUUGGAGACAGCGGCAAAUCCUUUCAUCGCACUUUGUGGACCCCUUGAGAACUCUGAGAUCCGACUCAAUAUCUCGCAAGGUGUGCAGGCUAUUGGCAGCGUUGUGUCUCCACUUCUCGCCAAGAAGGUUCUUUUCAAAAGUGUGAAGACCGUCUCGUCAUUGGUAGAUGUUCAAUGGACCUAUCUCGGAAUCUCUCUUUUCGAUGCGCUUUUAGCGAUGGUUUUCUACUACUUGCCUAUUCCUGAAGCGUCGGACGAAGAUCUAGAGGAGCUGGCAAACAGGCGCCAGAAAGACAACAAAGCCAAAGUAGCCGGGAUCCCCGUGAUCUGGCUCACCCUGGGACUGGGCAUCUGGUCGCAGCUUUUCUAUGUAGCUGGGCAAGAAGUCCUUUCAAGUGCCCUGGAAUCUUUCGCGGCAGCAGCGCACCCCGAUUCUUCUCUGGGACCAUUUGAAUUCUUGACCAUUGGCCACAGUGUAUUUGCCGUUGGUCGUUUCAUCACCGCCUUCACCCAGUGCUUUCUGAAGCCGCGUUGGAUUUUGCUGUUAGCUUACAUCGGAUUGAUCGUCUUCUCAGUGCUGUGCAUGAAUACCACCGGAUCGGCUGCCAUCAUCAUGGCCAUGAUGGUCUACCUGUUCGAAAGCGGUGUUUUCAGCACUAUCUUCGCUAUCUCCCUGCGUGGAACAGGAAAACAUACCAAGACAGCUGCUGUCUGUCUCAGCAUGAGUAUAAGCGGUGGGGUCUAUUUCCCUUUCGCCCAGUACGCUGCAUACCUAUCACGAGGAGAAUCGUACUCAAUGUGUGUGUUGGUGGCUGUCUUCGCAGCCGGAUCCAUCUUCCCCCUCUACCUUAACCUGGUGCCUGCCGCGAAGAAACAGGUUGACCCAGUACCGAACGAGUACCUUCGUCGCCCUCGCCGCCGGAGUUGCGCAGUGGUCGAACAUCCAUCUGUUUUCAUCGAAAAGGCAAAUCCUUCCAACGGGGGCGUUCUAUCGCGCCGACGAAGUCUCUCAAACCCAGAUGAUCUGCCUGACUUUCAAAUCCCCGGCGAACCUCCGCCAUCUCGCAGAUCUCACAGCUUCAGAUCCAACUCUAGCUCUCAUUCUCAGAACCCCUCCAAAAAAAGAUGCUCUGUCAUUACGGAAUGA